AUGGUCGCGCUGUUCCCGAGCGGGUCGAUCCUGAUGCGCAUCCUCCACGGCCGGCUCGCCCUCUGGAUGCAUGCGCUGACGCAGCUCAUGGGCCUUGUCAUUCUCCUCGCGUGCGUCGGACUCGGCAUCCACCUGGUGCAGGAGGUGCAGGCGAGCGGGUUGGAUCUGUUCAAAGAGCCCUCGGUCAACUACCACCCCAUCAUCGGCCUCGUCGUGGCGGCGUGCCUGCUCCUGCAGCCGCCGCUGGGCCUCAUCCACCACGCCAAAUUCAAGAAGCUGCAGCGGCGGCAGAUCUGGUCGCACCUGCACAUGUUCAACGGCCGCCUCGCCAUCACGCUGGGCAUCGUCAACGGCGCCCUCGGCCUGUGGAUCGCGCACGCGUCGAGCAAGGUCAAGACGGCCUACGUCGCGGCGGCCGCCGCCAUGUGGGCCAUCUGGAUGCUCACGGCGCUGUGGUCGGAGUGGCGCCGCUGGCGGACGGCGGCGCAGGCGGAGCAGCGGAGGAAGAGCGCUGGCGCGGUGUCGUUUUGA
Thermothielavioides terrestris NRRL 8126 is the source of this 531-nucleotide messenger RNA. RefSeq lists its product as uncharacterized. The transcript is spliced from 2 exons. Bases 1 to 531 code for a protein of 176 amino acids. The record is from RefSeq and is a predicted model, not a curated record. Lineage: Eukaryota; Fungi; Ascomycota; Sordariomycetes; Sordariales; Chaetomiaceae.